Messenger RNA from Leptidea sinapis, 3560 nucleotides. RefSeq names its product guanylate cyclase soluble subunit beta-1 (gene Gycbeta100B). Gene Ontology annotation, cellular component: guanylate cyclase complex, soluble. Gene Ontology annotation, biological process: response to oxygen levels; cGMP biosynthetic process. Bases 146 to 1942 code for a protein of 598 amino acids. Gene Ontology annotation, molecular function: guanylate cyclase activity; heme binding. Lineage: Eukaryota; Metazoa; Arthropoda; Insecta; Lepidoptera; Pieridae. The transcript is spliced from 15 exons. The record is from RefSeq and is a predicted model, not a curated record.
CUCUCUUGGCGCGAGAGGUUCUAUGUUGGGGGCUGAAACUACGUCUAAAAAAAGAACGAGUGCAAAAUUACGGCUUCUUUAGAAUCUACUACACAUAACUUAUGUGUGUGAAAAAGUGAAUUUAGUUGGAUAAUAAGUUUGCAGAAUGUACGGUUUUGUGAACUAUGCUUUGGAGCUCCUGGUGAUGAAGUCUCAUGGAGUCGAGACUUGGGAAAAAAUAAAAAAAAAGGCAGAGGUAGCGAUGGAAGGGUCGUUUCUGGUUCGGCAGAUAUAUGAGGAUGAAAUAACAUACAAUUUAAUUACAGCGGCUGUGGAAGUUUUGCAAACGCCAGCGAAUGAGAUUCUGGAAUUGUUUGGCAUGACAUUCUUCGAGUUUUGCCAAGAUUCUGGCUAUGACAAGAUUCUACAAGUUUUGGGGGCUACACCCCGUGAUUUCUUACAGAAUCUAGAUGGCCUUCAUGAUCAUUUGGGUACUCUGUACCCUGGGAUGAGGUCGCCUUCCUUCCGCUGUACCGAGAGACCAGAAGAUGGAGCGCUCGUUCUGCAUUACUACUCAGAUAGACCAGGGUUGGAACAUAUCGUUAUUGGAAUUGUUAAGACGGUGACAAGCAAACUUCACAAUACUGAAGUUCAGGUGGAAAUACUAAAAACAAAAGAGGAGUGCGACCACGUUCAGUUCCUGAUCACAGAGACGUCCACCGGUCGAGUCUCUAAGCCGGAGAUGACCGAAAUUGAGACAUUAUCCAUUGAACCAAAAGUAAGUCCAGCAACUUUCUGUCGCGUAUUUCCGUUUCACCUGAUGUUCGAUCGAGAUCUCAACAUCAUCCAAGCAGGUCGCAGCGUCACCCGUCUGCUACCAAGACUGAACAAGCCUGGCUGCAAGAUCACUGAUGUUCUGGAUACUGUACGUCCACAUCUGGAUAUGACAUUUGCAAAUGUCUUGGCACACAUUAACACUGUGUAUGUCCUCAAAACAAAGCCAAAAGAAAUGAGUGUUACCGACCACCAUGAAGAAAUAUCGUCCCUGAGAUUAAAGGGACAGAUGCUUUAUAUUCCGGAAACAGAUGUGGUAGUGUUUCAGUGUUAUCCCAGUGUUACAAACCUAGAUGAUUUGACACGGCGUGGGCUGUGCAUUUCCGAUAUACCUCUCCAUGACGCCACGAGAGAUUUAGUCCUGAUGUCAGAGCAGUUUGAAGCGGAUUACAAGCUGACUCAGAACCUUGAGGUGCUCACCGAUAAGCUGCAACAUACCUACCGGGAGCUGGAGGCUGAGAAACAGAAAACGGACAGACUCCUUUACUCAGUGUUACCGAGGAGCGUCGCCACAGAACUUCGUCAUCGCCGCCCGGUACCUGCCCGGAGAUAUGACCCCGUGACACUGCUGUUCAGUGGCAUCGUUGGAUUUGCCAACUAUUGCGCCAGAAACAUUGAUCACAAAGGAGCCAUGAAGAUUGUGAAGAUGCUCAACGAUUUGUACACGGCCUUUGAUGUUCUCACAGACCCUAAGAGGAACCCAGACGUUUAUAAGGUUGAGACAGUUGGGGAUAAAUACAUGGCGGUGUCUGGGUUGCCAGAAUAUAAAGAAGGGCACGCGAAGCAUAUCUGUUUGCUGGCACUCGAAAUGAUGGACUUGUCAAAGACUGUCACCGUCGAUGGAGAACCAGUGGGUAUAACUAUCGGAAUACACUCUGGAGAAGUCGUAACUGGGGUUAUUGGACACCGUAUGCCGCGUUACUGUCUCUUCGGGAACACUGUUAACCUGACCAGCCGUUGCGAAACCACUGGAGUUCCUGGCACUAUCAACGUCAGUGAAGAUACUUACAGUUAUCUGACCCGUGAAGACAACUAUGAUGAACAAUUUGAACUUACGUACCGCGGCCACGUCUCAAUGAAAGGGAAAGCAACACCAAUGCAAACCUGGUUCCUUACACGGAAGAAUUAAUGUACGAUUUCGGUGACACAGUCUUUCUCUUUUGUUUCUUUGUAUUCUUCCACUGUCAUUCGUUCUAUUACUUGGCCUAAAGUUUUCCACUCUGGGCUAAAAAACUAAUAAGGGCCUGUAAUAUUAACUGCCUGAUGUUUCUACUUCAGACAACUUAUACCUAAAUGGUAGCAACUUGGGUAUACCUAAAUGGUAGGAAUUACACAAUGAAAUAAUUUAUCAUAUAAUAUAUAAUAAAGGUUUAAUUUCCAUCUACCUGCUAAUCCCGUUCACAUAAAAAGAUAAUUCACAUUAAUGGCUUGAAGUUCUUUUGUGUCAGUAUUUGAUGUCAUUAUAUAAGUUGUAGGUACGUUUACAAACUUUGAUAGUUCAAGUAGAUUCAACUUAAAUUUGUAUGUCAGAUGUGUACGAAUGAAUACUAAGCAAUUUAUUUCAUACAAUGCUGCUAUUUAUUGUCUUCGCUUACUUGACGUAUGAUCUUAUAUACUCUGGAUACGGGAGAGAAUUUUCUCAGCCGUCCUAUACGGCAUUAAACUUCAUGUUUUACUGCACUCCAGGUUCUUCCCGACAGUCUUCUAUUCUGCAAUGACCACUCUUCACCAUGUGUACUUAAAGUGACCACGAGAAGCUUUUACGCAGCUUUCUAAUGGAAUAUUAAUAAAUCUGUACGAUCUGUCGCCAUCCUUCAUUCCAAGUAAGCAUUAGUAGCGUGAUCCAAGAAAAAACCAGCGCGUGGAUAUUUUCUUCUUUGUCCAUGAAAUCUGAUUUCCAGCCAGCCAAGAAAAAUGGUGCAGAUGUGCAAAAAAUUGCACCUUUAUGUAAAAGAAUUAUCAAUAAGACUUAAUGACACAAAAACAAAAACUUUUUCUAACUCUUGAAGGAGCUGGGCUGGUUGGAGAAACAAGCCAACACAGUACGCAAAAUGGACCCUAUUAAAAGGAUACAGGAGCAUCCUUACAAGGAAAAGUGUCGGAAGCUAAAUAUUUAGUAAACCUGCAAUACUUAUAAUAAUACUAACCUAUAAGAUAUUUACUAAAAAGUUAUAAUAGAUUCUUUUAAACUUCUUUUCACAAGCAUAGAGUGACCACUCUUCACCAUGUGUGCUUAAAGUGACCUCGUUUAUCUUGGAGAUUUUUCAAUGGUUUCUCAUUGCAAGGUUCCAACAGAUCUGAGUUUGAGAUAUUCAUAGGCCAGUACUUUUGCGAAAGCAGUGAUUUAGAAAGACUUUGAAGUUGGUGUAAGAUGAUGUUUGGGGAUCUUUCUCGUCUAGCAUCCGUCUAGCACCACGAUGUCAACGUUGGACAAGAAUAUGUCCACUUAUUACGAGUAAACUUCUGUAAUUUCCAUAUUUGGUGGAGUUCUACAAAGAUUACAGUAAAGAGCUCUGGCUUUGUAUAUGUCAUUGCUCUUUUAUUACAACAGAGAGUUUGGUAUUCCAAUUGCCAUGGUCCUGAUAGUCUUUCCUGGCGAAUCUAAACACUCUUGCAUACAAACUUUCUCAUGUUUGAAACACUUGACAUGGAUUUUAUUCAUCAUAUUCUGACGAACUUCAUCCAUUUUGCUAUCUAUUCCACCCGAAUCCAUUCAAAGUUGCAAUUUACCAUGUGCAUUCUACCUA